Messenger RNA from Acanthoscelides obtectus, 842 nucleotides. The record is from the annotation of a GenBank genome assembly. Lineage: Eukaryota; Metazoa; Arthropoda; Insecta; Coleoptera; Chrysomelidae.
UGAUAACCAUCUACAGACAGAGAGCUUAGGUGGAUUGAAAAAGGUGGAAAUGAACAUGGUACUUCCUGUAUGGUUGUUGGAUAUGAAGGGGCAUGUAAUAUUAUAUGGCAUAAGUGUUCGAGGGACAACGCUGUUUCGUGCACAUUAGCAACUCAUCAGUGCGGUUUAAAGUCGAGUGGUGGAGGCAGACAAAAGGGAAAGCAAAUGAAAGCAGAUGAAAACCAGACAAUCGCCACCCGAAACCACGAAAACGAUCGCCAGAUUCCCAUCUACUUGCGCACAAAAAUUGCUCUCCUAAAACUGAAAGAGGCACAACACUCGUUUAUAAGACAUAAAAAUAGCUCUUUGGAGCAAUUUUGGAGCUUCGAAUGCGAAGCAGAAUGACAAUUAUGUUUUUACAUAUAAUCGGUGAUUUUCGAGAUUUUCGAUGAAUGCGUUCAUCAAAAAGGCGGCAAAGACUCCAGUCCCAGCACGACGCCAUUUUGCGCUCAUCAUUACAAACCAACAGCGUAACAGUGCCACCGAAAAAUAUACUACUGCAAUUAUUUUAGGAUCUCUUCAUUCAAAUCGUAGAAAUAUUUUCUCCAUAUUAUAUCUUGAAUUUUUGGCCCUUUGUUUGAAAAACAAUGAAUGAAUGAUUUUGAUCAAUAAAGCUUCUGCAAAACCAUUAGUACAACGUGUUAAUCCUCGAAGAAUAAUUGAUGGUCUGUUGAUAACAACAGUUAGUCAUGGAAUGAUACAAGAUUACUAUUUUCUAAUGCCAAAAAGCAAUUACUCGAUUUGUUCGCGGCAGAUGGUGGGUCGUGAUUGAUUAUGUACUUAUGCUAAUUAUAUAAUUAGUG